Vitrella brassicaformis is the source of this 1972-nucleotide messenger RNA. The record is from the annotation of a GenBank genome assembly. NCBI's taxonomy places the organism in Eukaryota, Vitrellaceae.
UCCUUGUGGCGCAUAUUGAUGGCCCUCUCGUUCGCCGCCGUCGUCCUGCUGCUCCUCCUCCUCCUCUCGCCCGCCUGCGCCCAGCUGCCCGGCGCCAACACCACCGACGCUGCCAUCGACCUGAUCCGGGCGAUAUACAACAAGACAGUGGACAUGGAAAACGAGCUGCUCGACUUCUGGCUCCAGUUUGGGCCGGACGGACCGAUAGACAAACCGGGCAGCUUCUACGGAGAGAUCGACGAGAACGGCGUUGGCAAGGAGAACAGCAACAAGUAUCUGCAGCAGCAGGCCAGGCACCUUUGGACUUUCUCGACGGCGUACGCGAUGAGGGCGGAGAGGCGGACCGACGAGGUGGCCAAUCUGAUGAAGCGGCAGAUGGAGUUUAUGCGCGACAGUUUUUGGGACGAUGACGCCAAAUUCUUCAACUAAAUGGUGCGGGCAUGUCGCUUGACGCCCACCUCCCAGAAGCACACGCCAUGCACUUGCCCUUCCUGUUGUGUGGGUCGACCUGCAGAUGUCUGCAGAUGGCAACCCUGUCAGCCCGGCAAAGAAGGUCUACGAGAAUGCCUUUGCGAUUUAUGGCCUCUCAGCGUUUGCCAUGGCCUUCAAGCUCCGAUUCAGCGAUCUUGCAGAGCAGGCCGAGACGCUCGCCAUGGCCGUCUACCGCACCCUGAGGACCGAAUUCGCGGAGCCCACACAUGGCGGCUACAAGGACACUAUGUGUGGGCGGUGUAAGGGCCUCGACACCCACUUACACCUACUUGAGGCUUUCGCGCAGCUCUAUGUGCUCACGGGAGACGCGGACGUUUUGGCCUCGGUCGACGAGCUUUAUGCCAUCCACUUGGACCAUAUUCUCGCGGGCGAGUACUGUAAGACACACAGGAUGACCACUUGUCCGCUCGUGUGUGUUUGGUAUGUGUUCUGCCAAUGGUGCAGGCAUCGAGUACAUGAACGACGACUGGACCCCCGCCAGUUCCAACACCUACGGCGUCUACGGGCACUGCUUCGAGGUCUCCUGCCUCUUGCUCGACAGCGCCCGCCUCAUCCACAGAGAGUACGAGGGCCUCAGGGAAGCCCUCCUUAAAGUCGGGGAGUACCACAGCAAAGAGGCCUACGACGCCGAGAGAGGCGGCUUCUACAACACCUUUGUCAUCGCCAACCCUGCGCAGAAGGACACCACCAAGAUCUGGUGGGUGCAGGCCGAGGCGCUCCCGGGCCUCUGGAACAUGUACGUCGAGACGGGCGAUGUCGAGCACCUGAGGCGGCUGCUGGGCAUGGUCGAGUACAUCGAAAAGUACCAGAGAGUGAGCGAGACGGUGGGCGAGUGGUGGGAGGAGACCGACGAGACCGGCAAGGUGGUGCUGGACAAGAAGCGCCUGUCGCACGAGUGGAAGAGCAGCUACCACACGUCAAGAGCCCUGCUGUUCCUCAACUACUGGAUCAGCAAGACGGGUGUGGUCGACCUAUCACACCCCUCACAAAGAGUCAGCUAAGCGGCUCUUUGCUAAGCGGCUCUUUGCUGACUGACUGACAAGGGGAUUGAGCAGGCCGUUGUCUCAUCUGUCCAACGACGCAGCGCGCGCGAGAAUGGGUUGUGGUUAGUUGUCAGUGAGUGAAUGAGUGCUGGUGGAUGAUUUGUCAGUUGAUUGAUGCGACGACAUGUGAUGUGUAGCGGUGAUCGAUCCAGCCAGCCAGUGUCUGCAUGUGUAUUUGGUUGUCGUCUCUCGGCAGGCUGCAUGCCUUGCCUUGCCUUGCCUUAAUUGUGGUUGCGUCACGUUCAUUCCAUCUGUGUGUUUACCAGCGGGCGGGACACGCGACACACGUGGACACGUGCGGGCGGCUGGUUGUGUUUCAAUUCUGCCUGCCUGCCUACCAGACUAUGCGUAUGUGCGUGUUUGUCUGUCUGUUUGUCUGACGCACGUGUGAAAUUUAGGACCGUUCUAUGAGAGUUUGUGAGGUGCCUUCAUGGCCC